Plutella xylostella (diamondback moth) is the source of this 2619-nucleotide messenger RNA. RefSeq lists its product as uncharacterized. NCBI's taxonomy places the organism in Eukaryota, Metazoa, Arthropoda, Insecta, Lepidoptera, Plutellidae. Gene Ontology annotation, cellular component: nucleus. The record is from RefSeq and is a predicted model, not a curated record. Gene Ontology annotation, molecular function: DNA-binding transcription factor activity, RNA polymerase II-specific; RNA polymerase II cis-regulatory region sequence-specific DNA binding. Gene Ontology annotation, biological process: regulation of transcription by RNA polymerase II.
CUAUAUGAGUGUUUGUUUUUGGCCUCCUAUUCAAAAAGUCUAUAUCGUUUUAGCUCUAAAUCUGGUGCAGUAAACAGAUUAUCAUGCUACAGUCUAUUGAAUUUUUGUAAAAUUAUGAACUAGUUAUAAAUCUUCUUGCAUGUUCUGAAAACUGGUAGAAAAUGGUUCUGAAUACUUACUAUUUUUCCCACCUUUUGUACACUCAUAAAUGUAUUUCUGCAACAAAGGAUUAUAUUGAUCCCAUUUCUGAAGGCACAAAUUCUAAUUUUAGGCUGUCAUAACCUUAUAUACAUUCUUUGUUUAUAAUCAGGCUGUAUGAGUAAUACUGUUAGUGAGUGGACUGAUGGUCGGUGGAGCAGAAGAGUGGAGACCACGUACCGUUGUACGAAACCACACAAUAAGAUGGAGGAUGGCAUGGACAUAGAGGAACAUGAUCUGUUGAACGACCCUACUGUGAGGAGUGUGUUUCCAGAUCUUGCCAUUCUCAAACAAGAAAUUAUUGAUUUUGAUACAAGUGAAGGUGUAGCACCAGAAUCCUUUACAACGCCGGAAGUACCAAAGAGAUAUGAAAACGAAAAUCAACUACACAAUUUAAUGGUCUACAGUAGGGAUCAUCCUACCGAGUGCUCCACUCAAGACCUGGAUGUGAAACCUGACCACCUGUGUACUGACAUGUAUGACACAAUAACUGUCAAGCGCAACAGUUUGACAGAAUUUCAUGAAAUUGAAACUGAAAUCAAGAAGGAAUCAGAGAAUGUUGUACCAAAUGAAUUGCCAUUUUACAGGAACAGGAUUAUACUUGGCAAGAUACAAGUAGAUGAGUCUGACGAAGAACUAGAAAUUGAUGCACCAGGUGACUCUAAUAAUGUUGUUAACAACAAAACAAACAAUGAUCAAGAUUUGGCAGUGUCAAUAUACACUGAUGAAGAUAGAAGCAUGAGGAUAACUAAACAGUAUUUUGAAAUGGAAAAAUGUUUGGGAGCGAAAAUUAUUCUAACAAACUGUUAUACAACUCUAUUGAACCAUAACUGUUACUGUGCUCAGUGUGCAGUGUUGUUCCCCACCACUGAAGCGUAUAGUCAACAUUACACGAGCACACACACCGAGACCACUCACUCAACUAAAGCCUCGGCUUCUCUUGUGACACGUAAACAAAUAAUUUACUCUCAUGUGAAGGAAUUUGUGUGUGACACCUGCAAGAAGAUAUUCACUAGGAAAAGGAUAUUGAUACGGCAUAUGUUAAUUCACACUGACGACAAGCAAUUCGAGUUUGACAUUUACAAGAAAACAUUUAACCACCUAAGAAAUGUGAAGAUACACAAGUUACUUCACACUGGCGAAAAGCCAUUCCAGUGUGACAUUUGCACGAAAUCAUUCUACCUAAGACAUCAUUUGAAGCGCCACAAGUUAGUUCACACUGGCGAAAAGGCGUUCCAGUGUGACAUUUGCACGAAACCAUUCAACCAAAUAAGUCAGUUGAAGAGACACAAGUCAGUUCACACUGGCAAAAAGCCAUUAGAGUGUGACAUUUGCAUGAAAAGAUUUAGACAUAGUUGUAAUUUGAAAAGCCACAAGUUAGUUCACACUGGCGAAAAGCCAUUAGAGUGUGACAUUUGCAUGAAAAGAUUUAGCCAUAGUUAUAAUUUGAAGAGCCACAAGUUAGUUCACACUGGCGAAAAGCCAUUAGAGUGUGACAUUUGCAUGAAAAGAUUUAGAAAUAGUUAUAAUUUGAAGAGCCACAAGUUAGUUCACACUGGCGAAAAGCCAUUAGAGUGUGACAUUUGCAUGAAAAGAUUUAGACAUAGUUAUAAUUUGAAGAGCCACAAGUUAGUUCACACUGGCGAAAAGCCAUUAGAGUGUGACAUUUGCAUGAAAAGAUUUAGAAAUAGUUAUAAUUUGAAGAGCCACAAGUUAGUUCACACUGGCGAAAAGCCAUUAGAGUGUGACAUUUGCAUGAAACGAUUUAGACAUAGUUCUAAUUUGAAGAGCCACAAGUUAGUUCACACUGGCGAAAAGCCAUUAGAGUGUGACAUUUGCAUGAAAAGAUUUAGAAAUAGUUAUAAUUUGAAGAGCCACAAGUUAGUUCACACUGGCGAAAAGCCAUUAGAGUGUGACAUUUGCAUGAAAAGAUUUAGACAUAGUCCUAAUUUGAAGAGGCACAUGUUACUUCACACUGCAGCACAGCCAUAUGAUUCUGAUGCGUCAGAAAAAAUGUGAGAGAGUUCAUGCCAGGAUGUUAAAAAGUGUGUUGUUCACUUUUAACUAUUGCAAGCCAGCGAAGUGAUUGCACUUUUCACUAAUGUAACUACUUGAUCUCGUGGUCUAAUCGUUAAGCUAUUCGGCUUUCAAUAUGGAGGUUGAGGGUUCGAGUUUCUGGGAGGAGUAACUUUUAAUUAUUAUUUUAGUUUUUCUUUGUUAGUCAUUAUAGGUAGGUUAUUUUAGACAAUCUUUAUCAAUAUGAGCAGGAAAUAAAAUAAAAAAUAUAAGUAUAAGAAAAAAAUACUUUAUUUCACUAUACAAGUAAAUAUUAUUAGUCUGUAUGCAGAAUUAUUGUAAACAAAAGUAAACAAAUUCAGAAAUUGUAGAAUUACAACAAUGAGAACCAACAUGUUACUAAAU